AUGACUUCUGUGUACGCCAAGGGGACCCGCGUCUGGUUGCCCGACACCACAGCUGGCUGGGUUCCGGGCACGGUCACCUCUGUGGUGCUUCCCCGCGACGGUGAACCCUCGUCCGAGGUCGCCAUCACCGUCUCAGUGGAUGGCUCCGACAACACGGUCAAAGACUACAAAUGCUCGCUUGCCGAUCUCCAAGCGGCAUCUGACUCCAAUGGCAACAGUCUGCCUGCCAGCUCCCAAUCGCCAGGCCAAGAUGCGUUGCCUCCCCUUCGUAACCCUCCUCUCCUCGAGAGCUCAGAGGACCUGGCGAGCUUGAGUAACUUGAACGAGCCCAGUGUUCUGCAUGCGAUUGCCACGCGAUACGAGGCGCACCAGCCAUACACAUACUCUGGAAUUGUCCUGGUCGCGUUGAAUCCAUUUAGCCCUGUCCCCCUCUGCAAAAAGAAAGGCGAGCUCGAGCCGCAUCUGUUUGCCAUUGCCGAGGAAGCAUUGGACUACAUGCGUCGAGGCAGUGGCAACGGCGGCGUUGACCCGACCGGUGCCGGUGACCAAACCAUUGUUGUCAGCGGAGAGAGUGGAGCGGGAAAGACCGUUUCUGCCAAGUACAUCCUUCGCUACUUUGCGUCAGUCCACAAUCACGCCAGAGACCACUCGACCGCUCGUCGUCCAGGAGAUGGUCCCGGCGAUGACGAGGGCAUGAGCGAGAUUGAGCGCCAGAUCCUGGCGAGCAACCCUAUUAUGGAGGCUUUCGGUAACGCGAAGACCACAAGGAACGACAACAGUUCGCGCUUCGGCAAAUACAUCGAGGUCCUGUUUGACAGUGGAAACGAGAUUGUGGGCGCCCGGGUCCGCACGUACUUGCUCGAACGGUCGCGUCUGGUGUACCAGCCCGAAACGGAACGCAACUACCACAUUUUUUAUCAACUGCUUGCAGGUGCACCUGCCAAGGAACGCAAGGACCUCUCUCUCCCGGCGGACCCACAGCAGUUUGCGUACCUCGCUGGUGGUGGCCCAUCAUCCUCGACCAUCCCAGGAGUUGACGACGCCAAGGAGUUCCGGGACACUCAGGAGGCUCUGAGCACCGUUGGAAUCUCAGUGGAGCGCCAAUGGCACAUCUUCAAGGUGCUUGUUGCCUUGCUCCAUCUCGGCAACGUUCGCAUCACUCAGUCUCGCACCGAUGCUGUCCUGUCCGAUGACGACGCCUCUCUUGUUCUGGCCACUGAACUGCUUGGAUUGCCUCUCGCCGAAUUCAAGAAGUGGACGAUCAAGAAGCAGUUGAUUACGCGCAACGAGAAGAUUGUAACGAACCUGGGUUCGGCUCAAGCCACUGUCGUCCGAGACUCCGUUGCCAAAUACAUUUACUCCUGUCUUUUCGACUGGCUUGUCGGCAUUGUCAACGACAGCUUGGCGGGAGACAUCACAGCGCCGGACGCACCAAAGCCGACGAAGUUUAUUGGUGUCCUCGACAUUUAUGGCUUUGAGCACUUCAAAAAGAAUUCAUUUGAGCAGUUCUGCAUCAACUGGGCCAACGAGAAGCUUCAGCAGGAGUUCAAUGCUCACGUCUUCAAGCUUGAGCAGGAAGAGUAUAUGCGCGAAGAAAUCAACUGGACGUUCAUUGAUUUCACCGACAAUCAGGCCUGCAUUGACAUCAUCGAGGGCAAGAUGGGUGUUCUGACUCUGUUGGACGAAGAGUCGCGACUUCCUGCCGGUGCAGACGCCUCGUUUGCCAACAAGCUCCACCAGCAGCUGGACAAACCGGAGCACAAGGGUGUCUUCAAAAAGCCACGGUUCAACCAGAACGCGUUCACUAUUGCUCACUACGCUCACGACGUGACAUACGACGUUGACGGUUUUAUCGAGAAGAACCGUGACACUGUGCCAGACGAGCACCUCGCCCUCCUGCAAGCAUCGUCCAAUCCAUUCCUUGCCGAAGCUUUUGACCGCUCGUCAUCUGUUGCCUUGGCGGCGACUAAUGCCAACAAUGCAGCUGCCGAUGCGCGAGCGGGGCCCAAGCGUGCCGCGGCUCGCAAGCCGACCCUUGGAUCCAUUUUCAAGUAUUCGCUGAUCAGCUUGAUGGACACUAUCAACAACACCAACGUCCAUUACAUUCGCUGCAUCAAACCGAACGAGUCCAAGAAGGCAUGGACGUUUGAACCUCAGCAGGUGUUAUCUCAGCUUCGCGCCUGCGGUGUCCUCGAGACGAUUCGCAUCAGUUGCGCGGGAUACCCAAGCAGAUGGACGUUUGGCGAAUUUGCCAGUCGCUACUACGUCCUUGUCAACUCGAAGGAGUGGGAAGCCAACUCGGACGUCAAAGCGUUUUGUCACGUUCUACUGCAGCGAACUCUCAAGGAUGAGAACAAGUACCAGAUCGGUCUCUCCAAGAUCUUCUUCCGAGCGGGUAUGGUUGCCCUGCUGGAGUCGCUCCGUACCGCCCGCCUCAAUGCCCUUGUCACGUUGGUCCAGAAGAACGUCCGCCGCAGGAUCGCAUACAAGCACUACCAAGACCUUCGCAAGAAGACCAUCGUCAUCCAGGCUUGGUGGCGUGGCGUUCUGGGUCGCCGUCGCGCGGAAGAGAUGCGCAAGGAAGCUGCCGCUAUCCUCCUUCAACGUGCCUCUCGCGCUCUUCUCCAACGCCGCGCAUAUGCAAAGACAAGACACGCGGUCAUCUCUAUUCAGUCAGCCAUCCGUGGAUACCAGGCUCGCAAGCGGUGCUCCGAAGACAGGACCUUGCACGCUGCGGUCGUCCUUCAAAGCCUGUUUCGUGGACGUGCCGCCCAGCAACGUCGUCUUGGGGAAGUUCGCCGAGUGGUUGUACUGCAAUCGCAAUGGCGUCGCAAGCUGGCCGUCCGUGAACUUCAGACACUCAAGGCAGAUGCCAAGUCGGCAUCCAAGCUCAAGGAGAUCUCGUACCAGCUUGAGAACAAGGUCAUCGAGCUCACUAAAACCUUGCAAAAGCGGACAGCGGAUAACAAGAGUCUCAACGUGCGUGUUUCUGAUCUGGAAAAGGAGAUUGUUGUCUGGCAAAACAAGCACGACGAAGUCCAUCGCCGUUCCCUGGCCCUGGAGGCCAAGCUUGCGCUACCGACCGUCCCGCAGUCCAAGUUCGAUGAACUGUUUGCUUCAAAGGACGAGAGUGAGGGCCGUUUGCGCACAACCAUGAAGCGCGUCACCGAUCAAGAAGAGGAGAUUCGCCGCCUUUCAACACAACUCGAACGUACGACCGUCGACUUCAACGAACGUCAGUCAGCGAUUGACACUGCUGUCUCAAAGCAUGUCGAUGACGCUUCGACCAUGUCCGCUCUUCGCCACGAAGUCGCCACGCUCAAGGAGCAGAUCAGUCGCGCCAACGCCCUACAGGCCCUUACCAAAGGGCAGCGCGAUGCUCCUCCAUCUCCCACGUUCGAUCGUGGCCUGCGCGACUUUGCGAACGGUCUGCCAGGGUCCGAGUCGCGUGGGGCUGCCGCUUCCCGUCGUCACCGUCGUCGCCAUAGCACCACGGGGCAUGGGUCGUCGGCCAUGGCACACUCUGAUGACGAUGGCUUCGAUUACAAGCGUGCCCCGUCAAGCAACCCUCGUGCCGUCUCUGUCAUGUUCCCCCAGAACAACCGUCCCCGCGACUCCAAUGGCCUCCCGACAGUCAGCGACACGACUGUUGACGAGAUUGUUCGCCUGCUCGAAGACGAGGAGGGACUGGACGAGGACGUUCUCCAUGGUCUCAUCGCCAACCUCAAGAUCCCGGCGGCCAGCCUUCAUAACCCACCUCUUGCCAAGGAAGUCAUUUUCCCUGCCCACCUCAUCUCUCUUGUCUCCAACGAGAUGUGGAAGCUUGGCAUGAUCCCCGAAAGCGAGCGUUUCCUCGCAAAUGUCAUGCAGAGCAUCCAGAGCUUCGUCAUGCAAUUCAAGGGCGAGGAUGUCAUUGUGCCAGGUAUUUUCUGGCUUUCCAACGUCCAAGAAGUCUUGUCGUUCAUUUGCGUGGCCGAGUCGGAUGCUCAGCAGGGCAUUGCCCCCGGCAUGGAUGAACCGGGAGGCCGUGAGCUGGACUGGGAAGGAUACGAACGUUUGGUCGGCAUUGUCAAGCACGACCUCGACAGUCUCGAGUACAACAUUUACCACACCUGGAUGUUGGAGGUCAAGAAGAAGCUCGGCAAGAUGGUCAUUCCAGCCUUGAUCGAAUCGCAGUCACUUCCCGGCUUCAUUACGUCGGAUGGCAGUGGCCGUAUGUUCUCCCGAAUGAUUGGCAUGGGUGGCAACAACAACCAGCCCGCAGCGAGCAUGGAUGACAUUCUCAACCUCCUUAACAAGGUCUGGAAGUGCCUCAAGAGCUACUACAUGGAGGAGAGCGUCAUGCAGCAGGUCGUCACCGAGUUGCUCAAGUUGAUUGGUACCAUUGCCUUCAACGACCUUAUCAUGCGCCGUAACUUCUGCUCGUGGAAGAGGGCUAUGCAGAUUCAGUACAACAUUACGCGAAUUGAAGAGUGGUGCAAGGCCCAUGACAUGCCCGAGGGUCUACUCCAGCUUGAGCACCUCAUGCAGGCAACCAAGCUCCUCCAACUUAAAAAGGCCACCAUGGGCGACAUUGAGAUCCUUUUCGACGUCUGCUGGAUUCUCUCUCCUUCCCAAAUCCAGAAGCUUAUCUCGCAAUACCACAAUGCGGAUUACGAGGCUCCUAUUUCGCCGGACAUUCUCAAGGCUGUUGCUGCUCGCGUGCGCCCUGAGGACAAGAACGACCAACUGUUGCUUCAGACUGAGCAAGACGAGGUCGGACCCUACCAGAUUCCCCCACCCCGCGAUAUUGCCGGAUUGGAGACAUAUGUCCCAGCUUGGCUCAAUGUGCCUCUACUGCGCAGGUUGGCGACUUUUGUGGCUUGA
Molecule: messenger RNA, 4866 nt
Organism: Apiotrichum porosum
Lineage: Eukaryota; Fungi; Basidiomycota; Tremellomycetes; Trichosporonales; Trichosporonaceae
Gene: MYO2
Product: Myosin type-2 heavy chain 1
Exons: 18
Coding region: 1-4866 (1621 amino acids)
Biological process (GO): vesicle transport along actin filament; actin filament organization
Cellular component (GO): myosin complex; cytoplasm; vesicle
Molecular function (GO): microfilament motor activity; ATP binding; actin filament binding
Source: RefSeq, a predicted model, not a curated record